Molecule: messenger RNA, 654 nt
Organism: Diceros bicornis minor
Lineage: Eukaryota; Metazoa; Chordata; Mammalia; Perissodactyla; Rhinocerotidae
Gene: IFI6
Product: interferon alpha inducible protein 6
Exons: 5
Coding region: 126-527 (133 amino acids)
Biological process (GO): apoptotic signaling pathway; negative regulation of extrinsic apoptotic signaling pathway in absence of ligand; negative regulation of mitochondrial depolarization
Cellular component (GO): mitochondrion; membrane
Source: RefSeq, a predicted model, not a curated record
GCCAGACUUCAGCCUGAGAGCUGUGAUUUCACUGCUGCUCCCAUCUGUCACCAGGAUCCGGGCAGGAAGAUUCUUUCUCUUCUGUUCUCUAAGGUUCAGUGACAAAGCUUGCGUGCGGCGCCACCAUGCGGCAGAAUGUGGUAUCGCUCUUUUUGUGCUACCUGCUACUCUUCACCUGCGGGGUGGAGGCAGGCAAAAGAAGACGCUCCGAGAGCUCAGAGGAGAGCGGCUCCGGGUGGUUGAGCACGCUGACCUACAUGGCGGUCGGAGGAGGGCUCAUGGCCGUGGGGCUGCCCGCCCUGGGCUUCACGAGCGCCGGCAUCGCCGCCAACUCGAUGGCCGCCUCGCUGAUGAGCUGGUCGGCCGUGGCGAACGGGGGCGGCGUGCCCGCCGGGGGCCUGGUGGCCACGCUGCAGAGCCUCGGGGCUACCGGUGGCAGCGGCCUCAUGGCCAAGGUUGGUGCCUUUCUGGGCUACACUGUCCACAGGCAACUCAGCAACCAGGAGGAGGAGGAGGAGGAGGAGUAACCAGAAGCUCCCAGGAACUCCCUCCUUCCUCCUUGCCCUCCUUCUUCCAGUUGAAGUCUAGAGCUUUCUGUGUUAUACUUGUCAAUGACCUAGGUCAAAACACAGAAUAAACUUCUCUCAGAAAACA